Molecule: messenger RNA, 1356 nt
Organism: Peronospora matthiolae
Lineage: Eukaryota; Oomycota; Peronosporomycetes; Peronosporales; Peronosporaceae
Source: the annotation of a GenBank genome assembly
AUGAGCGAAGCAGCGCCGCCAUUCCACCCAAAAGAGCAGCCGCCGCAUCUGCCCCCGCACUUCCAAGAGCAAGUUUUCAACGAAGAGCGCGACCAGAAGAGUCUAUUGUACCAACCACAGCAGCAAAAAGGCAACGUCCCUCCAGCCAUUCCAGUUGUUUACGUGGAACAGAGUGGACCGUCUUAUGACGGCAACUUGCCGUCCGCGGCCCCCGUCUCGUCCAGUGCAGAGACGAAUAGCGGUAGUCGCUUGCCAUCGGCCAAUGGAGGGGCUGGAAUGUUCAAGGGACGGUACUCGGACCACCCGAACUGUGACAUUUGUGGAUUGGCCUUUGACGUCACGAAGCGGCGACACCAGUGUCGCGCCUGUGGUCGCUACAUUUGUGGCAAUUGCUCGCCAUUAAUGCUUCUGAUUCCGGAAGGGCAUCAGAUUGAUGGGGCAAGGGGCUACGAUCCAUCCAUUCCGCAGCGUGCGUGUUUGCACUGCGCGCCCAGUUUACAUCCGCUACAAACAGAUUUAGUAACGCGGUACGCCAAGGCGCAUGCCGAAAUGGUACCACAUGAAGCCAAGUCUCGAUUGCACGUGCCCUUUUCGCCCUCAUUGGAGAAGGAGUGCACGAAUGCAGCAGACAUUAUCGGCAAUUUCUUUCGGAAUGACUCGGGUGCAUCUGGGGACCGAUCGAUUCCGAUAUCAAUGCUGGAAAAAGCGCACGGUUUGGCCAUUAUGACGAUCGUCAAGGCGGGGUUCUUCGUAGUUGGCAAGGUCGGUACGGGAAUUGUACUGUCGCGUCUAUCGGACGGGUCUUGGUCAGCGCCCUCGGCGAUCGGCACGGUGGGACUUGGUGGUGGCUUUGAGUUUGGAGGAGAGAUCGUAGAGGUUAUGAUUAUUUUGGGCUCUCCAGCAGCUGUGCAGGUCUUUUACUCGCCGCAGGUGAACCUUGGUGCAGGCUUGGACGUUGCUGUCGGCAUGUAUGGCCGAUCGGCAGCAGCCGCGGCAGCGAUCAGUAGCACGGGGCUCAAUGGUAACUACAGCUACUCUCUAAGCAAGGGUCUGUACGCUGGCAUUUCGCUUCAAGGCUCUGUCAUCUCAGCUCGCAAUGAUCUGAAUCGAAAGUUUUACGGGCAGGAUCUGGAACCGAGCGAGUUACUUUGCGGGACUGUGGGCCAACCUGUGGCUGCAAAGCCGCUCUAUGAUGCACUUGACCGUGCCAUGCGCGGGGUGGUGGAGCAUAAGCAAGUACUUGCCGAGCGGUCUCGUAUGAUGGGAUCGUGCCGCGCCUGCAACUGCCAGAUCUUUGAGACUCAUAUUCACCAGGUUUGGAACAAGAAAUGCAAGACGUGCGACCAUGUUCAUUGA